AUGUCUUAAUAAAUUGAACUUAGUUUUAGAACUAAGGCAAUUCUAACUCCUAAAAUGAUUAAUUCAGUCUAAAAAUUAGUAGCUAAAGUCAUUUAUGAAGAACUAUUUAUAUUCUUUGAUGCAGAAAAAAAAAUUACAGGACAACAUCUCAGAAAACCAUGCGAUUUUGAACAAAACUAAUUCUAUCAUUUUCCAUGUUCUAAAGGGAUAACUCUUGAAGAAUUAAUAAUUUAAAAAACAAACCUAUCAAUAGAUGAAAUAAAAGAAAUAUUUAAGUAAGUACUUAUAGGAUUAUAUGUAUUACAUCAAUAAGGGUUUUUAGGUCGAUGUUUCACUCUCUAAAAUAUUUAUAUUUAUAAAAACUAAAUAGAACUUUCAGCUUUUGGAUUUUAUCCUAAUUUACAACUGACACCACCUGAAUUUCUAUAGAAUUAAACUUAUUCAUUAGGAAUUGAUAUGUGGUUAUUGGGAUGUCUACUUUAUCAAUUAUUAACAUCAAAUAUUUUACAAAACUUUAAAACCUUCGAAGAAUACAAUAAUUUUUAUUCUUAAUUGAAUAAGAAAGUGUUAUAAAAAGAAUUAGCUUCAAUUCUAGUGAAAAUGUUAAAUCCAUCUGAACAAAAACGAAUAACUUUUGGAGAUUUACAUUCUCUCUUCAAAUGUGUUCCUCAAAAUGAUCACAUUCGUGAAUUUUAUCGUACUCAAUUAAGUCUUGUUCAUAUUGCUAUAUCAAUUCAAUAAAGAGAAAGUUUCAAUCCUGAAUGGGCAGUUGUAAUUAAUAUUAAUUUAAACCAUAGCCUAAAGAAUUCAAUGAAAAACCUAAAAUUAAAAUCUUUCCAACUAGACAUUUAAAAUAAAAUGAACAUUUCUUACACGAAGAUCCAGAUCCUGAUUUUAUGUCUUUAUAUAAUAAAUCUGAUGAAGUAUUUUAUAUAUUUAUAUUAUAGGAAAAACAUCUAUUUCCUUUAAUUUGGAGAGAGUUACAUUUCUUGUACUAUAAAUUCUUUAUUUUGGAAAAUGAAAUGCAUUUCUUAUAAUGUAUUGCUCAAUUCCCUUAUAUUGUAUGGACAAGAUUUUGCAUCUUAAAUAUGGUGAUUAUCCUCAAACGUGAAUUCCUUAUGUUAAUCUAAGAUCAAAUAAACUUUCUUAAAAUACCUUUAAAUGAAUGGAACUCAUUUCUUAAGAAUUCAAAAUAACUUAAAAAACACAUAUUUGAAUUACAAGCUUAAAUUUCCUAAUAAAAUGUCAAAUUGGAAAAUUAAACAUUGGAAAUUGAUUGCUAAUAAUUUGAUAUGAAAACAGAAGAAAAAUAAUUACUUUUACAAUUAAAAAUGGAAGGUGGAUUUACAAAUGUAAUUAUUUUUAUAAUAAUAUUAUUAAAGACUUCCUAAUUCAAUAGAUUCGAAUAAUUUAAAGUUCCAUAUAGAAGAUGUUUAUCCUAUUGCUAUUAUGAAUUAUAAAAAUAAGUUGAAGAUUAAAGAGAAUAAGAUGAUCAAAAAUUUUAUGCAAGAUUAAGAUUGUAACUUAUUAUAUGCAUGACAAUCAACAGAGUAUUUGAUAUGAAAUUUGAUAAAAACAAAUAACAUAGAGAUAUUAAUUUUAUUGAACUCAAAAAAACUUUGAAUAUUUCUUAACUAACAAGUCCAUCAUAGGUUCAUCAUUUCUUAUUAAAUGCAUCUCUCGAUCAAUUAAAACAAUAGACAUACGAUAUACAUAAAUUGUUUUUCAAUAAUGUUUGA
Paramecium sonneborni is the source of this 1739-nucleotide messenger RNA. NCBI's taxonomy places the organism in Eukaryota, Ciliophora, Oligohymenophorea, Peniculida, Parameciidae. The record is from the annotation of a GenBank genome assembly.